Messenger RNA from Phragmites australis (common reed), 1096 nucleotides. RefSeq names its product VQ motif-containing protein 11-like. Bases 278 to 826 code for a protein of 182 amino acids. The transcript has a single exon. Lineage: Eukaryota; Viridiplantae; Streptophyta; Magnoliopsida; Poales; Poaceae. The record is from RefSeq and is a predicted model, not a curated record.
AAAAGAUGCAUCGUGCAGGCUGCCCAGUCGCGGGUCGUCGUAUCGUAACAUGUACAAGGCAAUAUAGUAAUAAAGCAGCACGAAGGUUUGAGAGGCAGAGAAAGACCGGUGUCCUCCAACGAUCCAUCGAUCGGCCGGCCGAUCCCUAUGGCUUUAAUGCUGCCUUUUUGUCCCUUAAAAAGCUACUCGCUUCCGCCUUCUCCUCCUCACGCGCACACCUCACCUUGCCUCUUCUUGCUCCUUGAUUGCUUGCUUGCGUUAGCUAGAUAGCUAGCUCAUGGCGUCUCGCAAGGUCGUGAGAGAGGCUGCCACGAGCUGCAUGGACGCGAACACGACGUUCGUGCAGGCCGACCCGGCGACGUUCCGGGCGCUCGUGCAGAAGCUCACGGGCGCGCCGGCGGAGAGGCAGGAGGUGGCGACCGUCGCGCAUGCGCCGCCGGCGCCACCGCCGAGGCGGCCGAAGCUGAAGGAGAGGCGGCGCGCGGCGCCCGCGAGGCUGGAGCUCGCGCGGCCGCAGUCGUUCUACUACUACCACCACGGCCUCAUGCACUCGCCGGUCUCGCCCAUGGACGCCUACGUCCUUGCCUCCUCUUCCUCCUCGCCGUCGCUGUCGUCGUCCUCGUCGCUGUCGCCGUCGCCGCACUCGUCGUCGUCGCGCGGGGUGGUGAUAAGCAAGGAGGAGGAGGAGAGGGAGGAGAAGGCCAUCGCCUGCAAGAGGUUCUACCUGCACUCGUCGCCGAGGGGCGGCGGCGACGGCGACGGCGAGAGGCCCAAGCUGCUGCCGUUGUUCCCGGUCCAUUCCCCCAGGAGUUCCUUCGCCUCCUAAUCACUCGUCAGUCGUCACCUGAUUAAUGAAUGAAUUCCGGCGAUGCUAUGUUCAUCAAUCUCCCUGUACUGCCUACUUGCAUUAGUAUUAGAUGACCCAUGAAUUAAUGCAACUCUUGUUAGUCUUAACUAGGUAGGUUUUAAUUUCUAAUCUGAUUAAUCAUGGAAGCUUUCCUUUGUGCAUGCAUGGAUGCACAUGUGGCUGUAGGUUUCCAUGGAAGUUUCAAUACACGUUGGAAUCAUGAGCAGCAAAACUUCUUGUGUUUGUUUA